UUUGCGUUUUAGCUCUUUCAUUUACGUUUUAACCUAUGUUUUUGUCAUAACAGAAUAUUUUUCAUGCAAGUAUGAGCACCAAAACAACUUCGCGUGGUAGGAAAACGAAGCCACAGUCGAAAAUUGUCGAUAAUAAUAACGAAAACGAGAAACAGAACCCUAUAGUGAAUUCAGUAAAAACCGAGACCACUAAAACUAAAAACGCAACAAAAGAUAAUAAGUCGGAAACCACAGACCAUCGGGCAAAAGUUUGUAAUGGAGAAUCCUCACCAAAUACCAUUGAAACGCCAAGGAAGGUUCGAACCGAAUCGCCGCAAAUUAAAAUGAUCGCAUCAGAAACGGAUGUUGGGUUUUUAAAAAGUUCACCAUACAAGGCAAGCAAGAAGCAGGUAAAAGACGAAGAAAUGACCGAAAAAUCAGACUUUAAGAAACCAAAACCUGCGAAACGAGGAUCAACACAAGGAAAAAGAGGAAAAAGUACGAAAUCUGUAAAAGCAUCUCCUGUUAAAAGUCACGCGAUCACAGAAUGUUACCCAAUUCGACGAAGCUCGAGAAAAACCAAAUCAUUAAUUAAGAAAGAACUUGCAGAUGAAAUAAUAAACGCUGUUCAAUCAAAAUAUGAAGGGGAUUUAGAAAUUGUGGAGUUUAAAGAUAAAGGAAGGGGGGUCGUUGCAAAAAGGAGUUUCACAAGGGGUGAAUAUGUUGUUGAAUAUGCAGGUGAUCUUAUCUCAUGGCAUGAAGCAAAAUCACGUGAAAGUGAAUAUGCGUUAGACACAUCUGUGGGCUGUUACAUGUAUUACUUUAAUGCAAGGAAUACCAAUUACUGUAUUGACGCAACAGCAGAAUCCGAUCGACUUGGUCGUUUACUAAACCACAGUCGAAGGACCCCUAAUUGUCUCACACGACUUGUAUGGGUUCCUACACUUGAUAACCCGAACAAAGAACUUCCACAUUUGGUUAUAGUUGCCAAGCGUGAUAUAGAUCAAGGGGAAGAGCUAACAUAUGAUUACGGAGAUCGGGACAAGUCUGCGGUCGAAGUUCACCCCUGGUUAAAAUCAUAGAAAUAUUGCAAUCACUCGCGCACUGUCAUUUUACUUUGUAAAUUCAAAAUAUUGACACCAAGUUAUAAAUUGGAUAAAUCAUACUUUCUUACCUGCCACAGAACUGUAUUUGAAUGAUACCUAACUGUAUAUAACAUAUGUAAGCCUAACAUACGUAAGCUUUCAGUUAUACCUGUACUUUUACAAAUAAUGAACGGUAACUUUUUAUUCCCCACAUUAGAAUUAGCCAAAUUAAAUGAAGUCUGUUAUAUUCUUGUUAAACAUUUUAUUAUUUGUUGAGUUAUAUUUGUUAAUAAAUACCUGCCAUACAAUGA
Molecule: messenger RNA, 1375 nt
Organism: Ciona intestinalis (vase tunicate)
Lineage: Eukaryota; Metazoa; Chordata; Ascidiacea; Phlebobranchia; Cionidae
Product: histone-lysine N-methyltransferase set-1
Biological process (GO): regulation of DNA damage response, signal transduction by p53 class mediator; regulation of transcription by RNA polymerase II
Cellular component (GO): nucleus; polytene chromosome
Molecular function (GO): protein binding; transcription regulator activity; histone H4K20 methyltransferase activity
Source: RefSeq, a predicted model, not a curated record